UCUGGGGACACUAAGCAGACCUGAUCCAGAUGACCUGAGAGGUCUGGAUGGUUCAGAACAUAGCAGAAGAUCAGAAAUGUGUUUUGGCCCUAAACCAUUUAGUGCUUUGUAAACCAGCAGGAGUAUUUUGAUUAGAGAGCCAUGUCUGCCUGGGUGACAGAAGAGGUCCUGAGAUGGGGUCUGCGCUUUUGCAGCCGCAGAUCUCUAUGGCAACAGCGCAGUUGCCUGGUGACAGCAUCAAUCAAGGACACAUCUACUACUCAGCAGUUAGCAGCACACAUAUGGGGCAUAAGGAGAAGCCAUACAUGCCUGGAUAGUGUCAGCUCAGUGAGGUUUUACUCCCAGGGUAGGAUUCACAGUGACUUGGAAGAGAAGGAGCAUCUCUCUUCUGAGAUACAAACUGAUGAGACAGCCUCAAGGCAAGUACAGAAGAGGUCGCCCUUCUCGGACCACCUGCAACGCUGUGGCUCCCCAUCAGACGUGUUAGACCUCUCCUGUCAGUACUCGCCCACGGUUCGACAGGUGAGCAACUGCCUGACCCACAUGUGGUCCAUUACGAAGAAGAUGUCAGAUGAGCAGCGGCGCUAUGAGCUGCAGCUGAUGUUUGAGCAUCCUGCGUUUGACAAGCUGCUGCAAAAGGCCAUGAAGGGAGUGGGGAACAUGCGCAACGAGGACUUGGCUUAUUCUCUCUUGGGUAUGGUCAAACUGGGUGUCCCCCAACGGAGCCGUGUGGUCCAGACUUUCCUCCGAGCCUGCCAGGAGAAUCUGAGUAACUUUGAUGAGAAGUGUCUGUCCGUCUUGUCCUCCUGUCUGGAACAUGUGGAGGACGGUGCCAAUGUUGGUGCACUUAAGGAGGGAAUGAGGUUGGUUGUUGAGGACCGUCUUCCCAGGAUCAAGAAUGUAAUGGCUCUCCAGACCAUGAUGCGUCUGGUGGGGAAAGAUGCCCCACUGGACCUCAAACGGAAACUUGAGAGAAAGGCGUUAUCAAUGGCCGACCAGUUCAGCCUUCCCAACACCCAGUACAUGAUCUCCACUAUGGCCACAAUGGGCUUCCACUCCAAACCACUGCUGGAUGUCUGCAGUAAGACGAUUAAAGAAAACCUCCAUGGAGUCCCCUUCAACAGAUUGAUGACAGUGCUGCAGUCCUGUAGGGAGCUGCACUACAGAAACUUAGAUCUGCUCACUGGCAUUUCAGACUACGUCGCCUCUACGAUGGACAUAUGGACUAAAAAACAGGUGUUCCUCUUCCUGUCCGUGUUUGAGAACCUCGCCUUCUGUCCCACUGCCUUAAUGGAGGCAUUUGUUGAGAAGGUGAUCGCCGAUCCAGACGCCCUGACACUGAAAGACCUCCUCUGUGUCCUCAAGGUGUACUCCUCUCUUAACUAUGAUCUGAGGGACCAAAGACAACAGUUCCUGGAUAGUUUGAGCCAGGCUCUGGACUCCUAUCUGCCCAAGAUGUCCGCGUUUGAGUUGUUAAAGGUUGCAUACCAUCUGUGUAUGCUGGGCCACUUCCCCUCUGCACCACUGGAGCAACUCCUGCAGAGCAGUACACUGGAGAAGUUUAACUCUACAGCACCCAGGUUUGUCCCUAGCCAGGAGAGAAUGUUCAAGACCGUCAACUCGUGCCUCCGUCUUGAUCGUCCUCCGCUCCCUCAGCCCCUGAUGGUCCCCCCAUCUUACCUGGGAGACCCCGUCCCCAGCAGUCCACCAGUCAACCUGUUGCUCUCGCAGGGCCUGCAGAGUGUGUUGGCGGACCAGACAGACACAAUGCUGCGGGAGAUGGUGGUGGUGGAGAACGUCUACAUCAUAGACGGCGUGAUAACCAAACCUCUGCCGAACCACACCUCAGUGACUGAAGCGGGUAGCUGUGCAGGAGAAGAGAGUUCUCCAGCAGAGAGCAGUCAAAGAAUCGCAGUGGUUUGCACAUCACACUCUGGUUUCUGCUACGGCACGUCCAAUCCCCGCGGCCCUCUGGCUGUCAAGAUUCGCCAUCUGAAGAUCCUGGGUUAUAACCAUGUCUUGGUAACGGAGCAGGAGCUGCAGUCCGCGUCUGAGGAAAAGAGGAUAGAUCUCCUCAGGGAACGGAUCUUUCCAGAACACCACCGAUCAGACGCACAACCUCAAGCAGAGCAACUGGGAUCUUGAGGACAGAUGUCAGUGUUAAAAGGAUGCAAACAGUCAGGUUCAGUAGUCGCAACCUGUGCAAACACACAGAUUUAGUUGUGCUAAUCAACGCUUUGUAAACACUUAAGAAGAUAAAAAAUAUAUUAAAGUGUUAAUAUCAAUUGAGA
Sebastes umbrosus (honeycomb rockfish) is the source of this 2291-nucleotide messenger RNA. It is a transcript of the gene fastkd2, whose product is annotated as FAST kinase domains 2. The record is from RefSeq and is a predicted model, not a curated record. Lineage: Eukaryota; Metazoa; Chordata; Actinopteri; Perciformes; Sebastidae. The transcript is spliced from 11 exons. Bases 142 to 2145 code for a protein of 667 amino acids. Gene Ontology annotation, biological process: mitochondrial RNA processing; regulation of mitochondrial mRNA stability. Gene Ontology annotation, molecular function: RNA binding. Gene Ontology annotation, cellular component: mitochondrial matrix; ribonucleoprotein granule.